This is a messenger RNA of Emericellopsis atlantica, 1291 nucleotides long. RefSeq lists its product as uncharacterized. The coding region runs from base 302 to 1198 and encodes 298 amino acids. Lineage: Eukaryota; Fungi; Ascomycota; Sordariomycetes; Hypocreales; Bionectriaceae. The record is from RefSeq and is a predicted model, not a curated record. The transcript has 5 exons.
AGGCGACUGUUGGGCUACUUCGAAGAAUUGAGAAAACAAAAGAGGAUCAAACAUCGAUGCAGUCGGACGAAAACAAUGCAACGAAAUCCCCCGACUACUUAGCCACGGGUAUUUUCCUAACUUCUACGUGUACAUAACUCAGGUUGUCGCCAGCCUUCAAUCAGCGUCAAAGCGCGAAUCGACGAGAUUCUGGCGGACGUGCUAGGAUCAAUAACUCCAAGCAUCCCAAAAGCCGCCAAAUUGCAGCCUCAUCAGUCUCCUCGAAGGACUCUUAAUUAGCUCCUACGUUUCGGAAAUUACGAUGGACUCGGAUGUAGACUCGGACUUUUAUGGGGACGGGGAUCAUGCAUCUCAACUUCAGGAACGCGUCGACAGCUUCGAUGUUGAGAACUAUUUCCAAGCCAGAGCGUCUCAUUCAGGUCGUCCUCUUCCCGGCGCAAUUCCCACAAAUAACCUGACGCAUCUUCACAAUCCAUAUGCCAACAUAGACUACGCCUGGCAGCUGACUGAGACGGUCGAGUCUUUUCUGCAACGACUGCCCCCAGAAACAACACCUCAGAAUCUCAAAACCCCGUGGAUAUUCAUCUGCAACCCCUUCAUACCACGCGCGGCAAAAGUUGACAGCAGCGACACGCGGGGUGAGGAUGAUGCCGAGGCUCCAGAAGAGGAUGGGAGUAACGUGCAGAUGCUGGUGACCGGUGCUGAGGAACGGUUGGACCUGUUGAGGUCAUUUAUCGAGAAGACGGAGGAAACGAAGAAGUCGAAGGCAGCAAAAGAGAAAGAGAUUGCAAAAGAGAAGUCUCGGGCCACGUCAGAUAUACUCAACCUCGCAGCGAUGCAAAAAGUCCGCGCGGGCAAGUGGAUGCUUUUCUGUUCGCCUCGAGAAGUCAAUGAAGUCUGGGAGAUUGUGGCAAAGUCGACGGCGGACAACGAGCUCGGAAUAGCCGCCAAAGUGGCACCGAGAAGCGAGACAGAGGAUCCCCGUAAAGACCGCCUCGUGUGCGUGUACACGACAGACUUCAGCAACAAGGCAGACGUGGAACGUGUGCUCCAAAAGCUUCGCGAGCUCAAGCUUGUCGAGGCUCGGGGGCGUCCAAUAUACUACAAACCUGACGCCUAUACUUACAUUGGUAUCUCGUCGGGGAACCCAUGGGGCAUUCGCGCGUCCAUCUACAGCUCGCUGGAUAGUUUCUCAUAAGGACCGAUAGUUAUCUUUUAGCGGGACAUGGCCCAGAAUUCAACAUUGCUCGCUGAUAUGUAGAACCCGUCUAUUCCAAAAACAAGCACAAAA